GCAAACGCGCCGCGGAGAGGACGUGCUCUAACGCGCGUCGAACUCCGCAACACGCACUUAAUAUUUAUAACACAAAACUGAUUACGAAAACAUUAUUAUAACUCAGUAACUAUCAUCCAGUUACUAUACAAGGACUGUUAAGCCAACGCUCGAAAAGGACCACAGUGAAGUGAAAUGGUAUCAAGUUUUUCCUCAGCGCGCGAGUGUAUCACGUACUUUGUUUCGGAAAUGGUGAUAUCGACCCACGGAGAGUGCUUAUGAGACGUUUUGUAGUGAAAUGAAACAUCUGUGAUAAUGUAUUCGUUAACAACAUUUUUUUGUGCCCUGCUGCACGUUGCCGUUGCGGUGCUGCCCUACGGCUCGGACAAGUGCGUUCGGAUUGCCGAUAGGGACUUGGAAAGCAGUGUACUAUGUAAAACACGGACUCUUGACGUUGAUGGUGACAGUAUCGCAUCAGUUACUACGGACACAAAUCGCCUUACUAUUGAGUGUAAUCAUUUACUACUCUUCGAAAGUUCACUAAGAGCGCGGUAUUUUAGCCGACUCUCUGGUCUGACGGAUCUUUCGAUAACAAACUGCAAACUACUACAAGUACCGGACAACACAUUUCAAGAAUUAAAUAAACUUAAAAGGCUGAAACUACGCUCAAAGAAUUACGAGUGGAUUCCAACCAAGAAUUUGGAAUUAUCUUUGAAUGCUUUCAAUGGAUUGUCGAAAUUAGUUUCAUUGGAUCUCGCCCAAAAUAACAUCAAAUUUAUUCCUUCCGGCGUGUUUUGUCCGUUGGGAAACUUGACUACAUUAAACUUGACAAAUAACAGAAUAAAAACAGUCGGACAGCUUGGCUUUGGACAGGGAUGUGGAAUGAAUAUCCAUAGUUUAGAUUUAAGCCACAACGAGAUUAAAACUCUACCCGAAUCUUCAGAAAUACUCAAACUGGGAAGUUUACGAUAUCUUUAUUUGCAACAUAACAAUAUCACAGACAUAUCAAGUGAUGUUUUCAAUGGACUUAUGAUAAGAGUACUGAACAUAUCACAUAAUAAAUUACAAAUUCUCCCAGAAGGAUUAUUUGCUAAUGCUCGCGAAUUGAGGGAGUUGUAUAUUAAUGACAACUCAUUAUUUGAACUGGGUCCAGGAGUUUUCCAUCGAUUAGAAGAGUUGAUAGUUUUGGAUUUGUCAAGCAACCAACUCACAAGUAACCACAUUGAUGACAACACUUUUAAGGGAUUGAUACGCUUGAUUGUUCUGAAUUUGUCCAACAAUGCUUUAACCAGGAUUGGUGAAAAGACAUUUAAAGAUUUAUUUUUCUUACAAGUAUUGAACUUGAAAAAUAACUCAAUUGGCUAUAUAGAAGACAAUGCCUUUUUACCUCUUUACAACCUUCAUACACUAAACUUGGCUGAAAAUCGACUUCAUACUAUUGACGAAAAUCUAUUCAACGGGUUGUUUGUUUUAAGCAAGUUGACGCUAAACAAUAAUUUGCUAGUAAACAUAGACCGGCGUGCUUUUAAAAAUUGUUCGGAUUUAAAAGAACUUGAUUUGAGCUCCAAUCAACUAAUAGAUGUUCCGGACGCUUUAUGGGAAUUAUCUAUUCUUAAAACCCUUGACUUGGGAGAAAAUCAAAUAUCUGAUUUCAGAAAUGGCUCCUUUAAAAACCUAAACCAAUUAACUGGUUUAAGAUUGAUUGACAACCAAAUUGGGAAUCUCAGCGUUGGAAUGUUUUGGGACUUACCAAGCUUACAGGUCCUUAACAUCGCUAAGAAUAAAAUCCAAUCAAUAGAACGAGGUACUUUCAGCCGGAAUACACAGCUGGAGGCUAUACGGCUUGACGGGAACUUCCUUUCGGAUAUCAACGGCGUCUUUUCUUCGCUCGCGAGUUUACUGUGGUUGAAUCUCUCUGAGAAUCAUUUAGUGUGGUUCGACUAUGCGUUUGUGCCUAGCAAUUUAAAGUGGUUAGACAUUCACGGUAAUUUUAUUGAACAUUUAGGCAAUUAUUAUAAGUUACAAGAAGAAAUUCGUAUAAAGACUCUAGAUGUUAGUCAUAAUCGUAUAGCAGAAAUAUCUCCAAUGGCAAUUCCUAAUAGUGUAGAACUUUUGUUUAUAAAUAAUAACUUUUUAAAUAGUAUACAUGUGAAUACAUUCUUUGAUAAGAAAAAUUUAACGCGUGUGGACAUGUACGCUAAUGAAAUUGUGCAUUUAGAGUUAAAUAGCUUGCAUUUGGCAACAGUGCCCCAAAACAAAAGUUUGCCCGAAUUCUAUAUAGGUGGUAAUCCGUUUCAGUGUGAUUGUACAAUGGAGUGGUUGCCAAUUAUCAAUAAUAUGACUGCGAUGAGGCAGUAUCCGCGUGUGAUGGACUUAGAAAAUGUUUUGUGUAAAAUGACGAACACUCGCAGUGGAACGCAUGUGCCCUUAACUAAUCUUAAGACUACAGACUUUCUUUGUAAGUAUGAGACUCAUUGUUUUGCAAUCUGUCAUUGUUGUGAUUACGAUGCGUGUGACUGUGAAAUGACUUGCCCACAAAAUUGUACUUGUUACCAUGAUCCUCUAUGGAAUACUAAUGUUGUUGAUUGUUCUGGUCAAUCAUCUAUUGAAAUACCUCAUAAAAUACCCAUGGACGCUACAGAAGUAUUUUUAGAUGGUAAUAAUAUCAAAGAACUUCAAAACCAUGUUUUUAUCGGUAGGCAAAAAAUGAGAUCAUUGUACGUUAAUAACAGUAAUGUAGACAGUAUACAAAACCGAACUUUCGCCGGACUAAACGCUUUACAAAUUCUUCAUCUUGGGAAUAAUAAAUUAAAAGAGUUGAACGGCUAUGAAUUUCAACAACUUAGCAAUUUAAAGGAACUAUUUUUACAAAAUAAUCUCAUAAGUCAUAUCGCGAACAUAUCAUUUCUUACAUUAAAAUCGUUAGAACUGUUACACUUAGACGGAAAUAGAUUAGUUGAUUUCGGAGUAUGGACGUUCAACAAUAACCCCAGUUUAAGAGCUUUAUCACUCGGGAAUAAUUUGUGGUCUUGUAAAUGUCGUUACCUGCAAGAAUUAACUGCAUACUUGGCAGAGAAUGCGCAAAAAAUUGUCGAUAUAACUGAUGUCUGGUGUUGGAACGGAGAAGCCAAGCCGCCACAGAAAAAAGAGCUUAAUUUGAAUGGCACAGCCUGCAGCGAUUAUUACGCUGAUAAUUCCGUCAUUGGAAAUAUGUUGGUAUCGAACUAUGUUCCCAUGAUGGUGUCUACUCUCACCGGUUUUAUGUUAAUUUUAUUGGCGCUCGUCAUACUGUUUCUCUUUAGAGAUACGUUAAGAGUAUGGCUUUAUACGAACUGUGGGAUCAGGGUAUUUUCGUUCCCGGGAACUUUUGAAGAAAGCGAGAAGUUAUAUGACGCAUAUGUGUGUUACAGUCCUAAAGAUGAAGAAUUUGUCGUGCAGUCCUUAGCUUCAAAAUUAGAGGAAGGUAACCAAUCUUACCAUCUUUGCCUUCAUUAUAGAGACAUUCCACAUCACGGUGCUCAAUAUAUGCAAUGUGCACCACCAGUUGUUGAAGCCGCAGAGGCCUCAAAACGAAUAAUAAUAGUCCUGACAAGGAAUUUUAUGCAAACUGAAUGGUCUCUAUACGAAUUUCGUCAGGGGCUGCACGAAGCUCUCAAAGGGUCUAUUUAUAAAUUAAUUUUCAUUGAGGAUUGUACUGUACCAGAUGCUAUGUGUGAUCCGGACAUGCGACCUUAUCUUAAAACAGGGUCACGACUGAGAUGGAAUCAAAAAAGGUUUUGGGAGAACCUUCGGUAUAUGAUGCCGGACUCGCGUUCGUCCCACAAAGGUCGGAGUCAUAAUUAUAGGAAAAAUAUAAAUACAUAUACUUUAGAUUCAUCUGUGCCUAAUGUGGAUCAAUAUAAUCGAACUAUGCCAUACUAUUAUCCUAAUAAGUCGCCCGCGAUGGGUGAACAAGGAGCGAGUGCUCCUCCAGAAAAUAGUGAAGUGAGGCAGUCGCCUGCGGCCGUGCGUCAGACGCAAGGAGUGGUGUAUGGUCCAGACGGCAGGCCAAUUUCCGAUCAUAUUUACUCUUCUAUAGAUUCUGAUUAUUCCUCUUUGGAGCAUGGUAUGGCACCCGGGCGGCGGAGGGAUAUGCGCCAAUGGCCUCCCCCGCCUCCCUUAGUUGACACAGGCAACGCCGUGCAAGCUUACCUAGUCUAAAGGGCGUCUUUCGUCCAUCUUCCAGUCACACUGUAAAUAAGUAGAUUUUAGAAUGCUUGUACAUACUGUAAUGUAAUAGUCCGUAAGCGCUAUACCAAAUCUAUGUAUGUAACUAAACUAUUAUUGCCUGUUCGUUAUCCUGUGUAUAGUAGAUUAUGUAAUAAAAUUUUAAAGACUGCUGUAGCAUAUGAGUAUUGUAAAUAGAAAAAAAUAC
Chilo suppressalis (striped riceborer) is the source of this 4393-nucleotide messenger RNA. Lineage: Eukaryota; Metazoa; Arthropoda; Insecta; Lepidoptera; Crambidae. The record is from the annotation of a GenBank genome assembly.